This is a messenger RNA of Syzygium oleosum, 2602 nucleotides long. RefSeq lists its product as uncharacterized. Gene Ontology annotation, cellular component: cytoplasm; nucleus. The record is from RefSeq and is a predicted model, not a curated record. Lineage: Eukaryota; Viridiplantae; Streptophyta; Magnoliopsida; Myrtales; Myrtaceae. The coding region runs from base 188 to 880 and encodes 230 amino acids. The transcript has 7 exons.
UCCCUUUCAUGUAUUGGUCUCUUUAUUGGUCGGAUCCGGGUGGGGAAACCGGUGGAAAUCAAAGCCCGAUCUUCCCGACAGGCAACAGGCAACAGGCAAAUGCUUCGCGCUUCAUCGGGUUCACUCGCAAACGCUUCUGCUCGUGCUUUGCUGGUUGAGAGAGAAUCUUCAGACUCGCCGAAUCGAUAUGGCGGAGAGCGACGGCGAGCCGGUGGGCGAAACCGCGUCCAUGACGACCGUGUCCCGGCAUUUCUUCGGCGACGGACCUGACGAACCGGCCUUCUCCAUCUCGAUCAUCGAGAACAUGAAAGAAGAGUACGGACUAUUCGUAUGGCCGUGCAGCGUCGUUCUCGCCGAGUACGUCUGGCAACAGAGAUCGCGAUUCGUUGGUGGAGCCAACGUUGUCGAGCUUGGUGCUGGAACUUCUCUGCCUGGCUUGGUUGCUGCGAGAUUGGGUUGCGACGUUACGCUUUCGGAUGAUGCCGGCAGAUCGGAGGUGAUGGACAACAUGAAACGAGUAUCUCAGUUGAAUAACUUAAGUUGUAAAGUGGUGGGGCUCAGUUGGGGAGUUUGGGAUGAAAUUAUCUUCAGUUUAUUCCCUCAGUUUAUACUUGGAGCAGAUGUUUUGUAUGAGGCAAGUGCUUUUGAUGAUCUCUUUGCGACGGUGUCGUUCCUUCUCCAAAAUUCUCCAGGAUCAGUCUUCAUUACUACUUAUCAUAACCGAAGUGGGCAUCAUCUCAUUGAGUUCUUGAUGGUAAAAUGGGGGUUGAAGUGCAGAAAACUUCUUGACGGCUUUUCAAUAAUGCCAUCCAGCAAGGCAUCUAAAAUAAGUGGCAACAUCCAGUUGGCAGAGAUAGUAUUGAAUGCUGAUAAGGCUUAGGCAACCAGUGUUAUCAACUCGGCAUGAUUCUUGGAAGAGACUGGAGAAUGAGCAGAUUGAGUUUCCUGACGGCAUCUCAUAUGUUUCUGGAUGUAUUACAUACAACUGCUCUGGCUUUCAUCCUCUCUUCCAACAUGACCAUGGUAGGGGCUACUUUGGUCUCUAGAAAUGGUUUACUUUCCAACAAGAAAUCGCUUCUCAUUAUUCUCCCCAGAAAAUUCCUGUUAAGCUGUUUGAUUGUAGCAAAGAACUUUAGUAGGCUUAUGAUUGGUGUGUGUUCAUAUUGGAACAGAAGCCAUGUGAAAUCUUUUUCUUGAUGUCAUCUUUCUCUCUAAUGGAUGAAAAGCAUAAGUGAGAAGAUAUGGAGCUUGAUGUGGUAUCUAGGAGGAGAUUAUGCAACUUUUGAGAAAAUCCAUCCAGGAGUAAAAGAGGAUUGAGAAACUCCCUAAUGGUUGUUCUAGGAUUACUGGGUUUCUUCUUAUCUUACUUGAGUUACUAUGAAAAUACAUCCUGUGCAUCUUUGUUUGGAUAGACUUCAACUCGGUUUGAUUUAAGAGAUAAGAGGUUUAUGUGCAUGUAUUAAUGCAUUCGUUCGGCUUUUAUGUUGUCUAUAUUGUUUCCGCUGAGCUAAAGAUGAGACCAGUAUCCGGUGCAAUAAAAUGGUCGAACUGGAGAGUCAAUACCCUGUGGGCCGUGGCUGAUGUUAUUUCUCCAGUUGCUGCUGAUAAUUUUUAGGGAAAAUUGCACCAACGGCUCAAUGUGCAACCAAGUCUUAAACGUUUGAAAAAUUACAAUGUAGUCCUAAAUGUUUUAAAACCGAUGCAAGUUAGUCUUUCUGGCGACAGCUAAGGCUCAGCCAAUUUUGCUACUGUGGCAUGCCAGAAAAACUUGAUUGCACCGAUUCUAAAUCAUUUAGCACUUAGAUUGCACUAUACUCAAGAUUUGACUGCACAUUGGUCCAAACGUUUAGUAGGACGCCUUGUGCAAUUUUCCGACAUCUUUAUAAACCUUUUCCUGAAGUUAGGUCCCUCAAGCAUUAUUUCCUCUUGUAUUGUCUAUACAUAUUUUUUCCUCUGCUAUAUGGUUUGAGGCUCAUUUGGAGAGAGUUUCUAUUCUCACAAUGUAAGCCAACCCCAGUUUGUGCUCGGCUCUUGGUUUAUUUAAUGGUCUAGACAUGGCAUUAUAUUAUAUCUACUCUAGACUGAUUUCUUUUUGUUCAGGCUCGUUUAAGGCUUAUACGUAAAACCAUUUGACAGUUUAAUUUUCAUUUUGCUUCAGACAACCAUUCGAUACUCUAAACGCAGAGAGCCUCCAUCGACAUCAGAUGCUGCAGAAAGUGCUGGCGUAAGUUUCAAGAUAUUGGUCCUUAAAUGCGAGAGAAGUUCCAUUAAAUGCUGCAGAAAAUGGUGAUUCGAUCGACUAUUGAUACCUUACUUGUGUGAAGCUUCCGACAGGCCCAAAAAGCGGCACCAGGCGGCUUCUUCAGCGUGUGAUCUCCUGGAAUGAUUGAUGUGAAUUUGCCUUUCAUCUGCAAGGAAAUAUGUAGCGAUGGCGCAACAGGUCGAAGGCCGAAACAUCAAAUUAACCUUCUAGUUACUCUGCUAGGCGGAUUUAUUUGCACUUAAAGUCUGCAGAGCUGCUGUGCUUCUUUAGCUCUUCUAAUGCUUGGUCCAGAGACAACGAUUCCGGGAUUUUCUCAUCCUACAUGCUUCUCAUACAGCA